AUGAGUUCGACUGUUGUUGGAAGACCGCACGUCAAGGAGUUUGGCUUGUCGGAGGUGUAUACUGCCAACAAUCCCUUGGUCGAUGUGGUUUUUGUCCACGGCCUGAACGGCUCCGCCUAUGAAACGUGGACGACGAAGAAAUCGGAUAUCUUUUGGCCGGCAGACCUUCUUCCCAAGACCCUUCCCGCUCAGCAACUGCGCAUUCUAACGUAUGGUUACAAUGCGAACGUCACUGCGUUUCUGGAUGGGACGUCAAAAGACAAAAUACACAAUCACGCCGAGCACCUUGCCGCCCAUCUCUUUGCCAAUAGAAAUUUGAACGGAGCUGUCGAGCGGCCGAUCAUCUUCAUAUGCCAUUCUCUCGGCGGUUUAAUCGUCAAGAAAUGUCUUUCCGUAUGCUCAAGAGUCCAGCACGAGCAUAUACAGCACUUGCGCUCGAUUUACAUUUCGGCAUAUGCUAUCCUAUUUUUAGGAACGCCUCACAAUGGAUCGGAUAUCGCCAAGUUUGGCAGCCUACUUCAGUCGAUUUGCAGUGCUGUUAUGCCGAAGAAAAUAUUCGACACAAGCCCCCAGCUCAUCAAUAGCCUGAAGACGGACAACGAACAUCUGCAGAUUAUCAACCGUGACUUUGCGCAAAUAAUGAGCAAAUUUCGUAUUUACUUCUUCCACGAGUCAAAACCGAUGGAUCUCAAGAGUACUCGCGCCUUUAUCGUCGAUGAGUCGUCUGCUGCCCCAUUGAUCGAUGGAGUAGAACGCAUGGGGAUUGAAGCUGAUCAUGGAGGCAUGUGUCGAUUUGAAGACAAUAACUCACCGGGCUAUGAAGCGGUCGCCGAGGCAGUCCUUCGUUAUUCGACUGACGCCCCAAAGGUUAUCCCCGGAAGAUGGAUACAGGAGCAUAAAGAACGAUUGUUCGAACGGCAGGAGGAGGCGAAGCGACUCUAUGGACUGACCGACGCGCCUGUGGGAAGUUUAGUUUCUCUACGGUUGGAAAAACUUGAGUCUCUUUCCAAUUCUGUAACUGCUCUUUUACCGAGUCCACCAUCUGAAAGUGGGGACAUUCCUCGUUCACAAGAUCCAGAAAAGGAUCGCUUCAUCAGAGUUGUGCCUCCCGGUUUUCACCCAAAUUCUACGUUUUUUGGCAUGGAGAAGGAACUUGAAGAGCUGCAUACCCGUCUAUACAUGGCCAAAAAGAGAACCGCUGGAACUGUUGCCGUCCUAUUAUAUGGCGGCCCUGGCGCCGGGAAAUCACACCUUGCACGCCAAUACAUGUACACGUAUCAGUCGUUAUACCCUGGAGGAGUCUUCUGGAUCGAUUGUCGGACCAGAGAGUCACGCUAUAACGGUAUUUGGCAAAUCGCACAAAUGGCGGAUGAACAGAUUGCACAAAAGGACAGUCAAGAUCCUAACUGGAGGAGCACUGGAGUUUACGUCGAGACCGUACGAAAAUGGCUUGAGUCAAGAGAGAAUUGGCUGCUUGUUUUUGAUGACAUAUCCUUCGAACACAGCAGUGAGAUUAACGAAUUCAAAAAUGUCCUCCCGUUCACGAAAAACACAGCCAUAAUUUACACUUCAAUUGAUCGAACCCUAAGCAAAAAGCAAAGGCUACUAGAACCAUAUGGUUUAGAAGUCAAACGGCUUGCUUUGCCAGCGGCUUGCAAAAUGCUCUUUAAAGAUUUAGGUAUUAAGAAUCCAACACCCGAACAAGAGAAAAAGGCAACUGAAUUGGUGAAAUACUACCAAUGUCUGCCUCUGGCAAUUCACGCCAUUGGCCACCGCCUGAGGGCGUCUGGGAGGGCUUUGGAAAAAUACCAUUUUGAUUCACAUCUCACUGAUGAAAGGCUUGCCGAGCCUUACCGUGAUAUUAUGAGAGACCUUUUCAAUUAUGAACACUAUGAAGCACUUAACCUGAUAAAAAUUCUUUCCUUUUUUGGACACCAUGUCCCAGUCGGCAUGCUGGUCCUAGGGAGGAAGGCCCUGCUUGACUAUAGUGUUGAGAUAAGAACCAGUGACCGUGGAGGAAGCAACCAGCGCCACCUGGAUAAUACCAUCACUGUUCUGAUCAAAUAUGGGCUGAUAGAGAGAACAUUAUACCUUUACUAUUUGAGUGACAUGGGUGACUCGGGUACUAUGGGGGGCUCACGAAUGUCAUCCGAUGCAGAUGACUCUCAUGUGAGCGACAACGAUUUUUCCGCCGCAGCUCGAAGCACGAUAGAUACCAUCAAGAUCCAUACUGUUGUCCAAGGAUUCUGUCGUGAUGAGUUGAAGGAUCAAGGCGAAAACCACUACUAUUGGUGGCUCGCGCUUGCAACUGCUCUAUUUUGUCUAUCCUACGAUAACGCCAAAGCCCAUAUGAGAGCAACAAGGGGCUCCGGGCUAGCAAGAGAUUAUCGGGAGUACUUAACUCAUGCCAGGCGGCUGAUGAGCCACUUUCCUACGAAACUUACCAAAGUAGCAAUCAGCCUGCAAAAUUUGCAUGAUACCUUAAGUAAAUUGACUGCUGAUAUGGAAAGUGAAAUUGCAGACCGCUCCCCGGGCUCCUCACAGGAAUCUUUCCGUAAUAACAAAUCGAUUUUCGACAGAACCAGCAGCAUGUCCUCCGUUCCAGACACACCUAACAGUCAAAUAUCGUCGCUGUCUUGGGGAGUAGGCUUGGAUCACACCAAGUCGGAAUCGCCAGUUGAUAUAUAUUUCCCUCAACAACUUGCUCCGUCAGUUAACAAUCCAAGUUUCCAUAUACCGAUCAUAACAGAGGAUGUCGAUUGUGCAAAAAGCUUUGAGGAGGGAAGCCAAGUUACUGAAAUGUCUCGUGCCCCAUCGCAGGCAACAGCAACACCUCAAGUCACAUUAAACGACGGCGACGAAACUGGAUGGCAAGUAGUAGAGAAAAAGCCUAGACGUGGCUUUUUCUCAGUACUCAACCAGUGGAGAAAAACCAGGAACAGAAAAAACCUUGGGAAUUUCAGGCCUAAACCAACAGUUUCCGUGACACAGGUUAAUGUUGAGGCAAAAGAUUCGCCAAUCCACACUCCCUCAAUACAUUCUGUAGACGGAAGAUCGUAUGCAGAAUCAGCUUUGGCGGCGGUUCAGCGAUCGAGCCCACCCAUUCCCGGAGGAAGAAAACCAAUCGGUCGAUCUGGUAGCCAGAAGGAGAACCGUCCAAGCUACGCUGACGUUGUUGCUAACCAGCCAAUGCCUCUUGCUGGACGCUCAACUUCUUCCCUAAACCAGCCGCCCCCGCCUUUCAUUCCACGGCCUAAUCCAUUUCAAGAUGGGUUUGGUAUCCACCGAGACAAUUCCCUUGCACCCAGACCGACGAGAGAUCGAUACGAUGCGCUAUCGCAAUCUACGCAUAGCGACCCUGGCGUGCCUAGAGUGGUGCAUCAUCAGCCCUCAAACUCUGCCACAGAUUCCCAGACUUCAGCCAGGUCAGAAGAUUUCACCCAAUAUACUUAUACAAAUCGAGAUUCGUACGGUUCUCAACCGGGUUUUGGACCUAAUCCACUACCUCUCCCAUUCCAGUCUAAUGUAAGUGUUACGCGCCGUUCAGAACGUAACUCGGUUCCGAAUCUUUCUAGCAUGCCGCCACCAUCUUUGGCGGUAUCGGGGUUCCCACAGCACCGUGCCAGCUUCUCCACAGCGCAUAUGCCCACUGGCUACUCUUCACAGCCUUUGUCUCGAGACCACUCUGGCCGAUCGAACCAAUCCUUGAGAACGGAGCCUGCUAGAUUCCCACCCGCGUUUUCCGGGGCUUAUUCCUCCCCACUGGCAUUCGAAAAUGCGUCCCAAAUGCCGCAACUCGAUACUCGACGUGCGCAACAUGUCGUUUUCGGGUCCAGAGAAUCAGUUAUUGAGUCAAGCGGAACGUCACCGUCAUCUUAUGACGCUCCUACCAUGUCGCGCAUUCCAUCUGGGCCUGGAAUGAUGGUGAAUUCAACGGACGGGACGAGCAGAAGUCUUGUUGAAUUCCGACCAGUUUCAGAUACACACCAUAUUCAGUUUGGAGAAACCCACCCUGUCAAUGUGGAUGCAGCCCGGAGGCGAGCGAGAGCACCAGCGCCGUAUCCGGCUCAGAACCUGAUCCCUACUGCCAGUGAUCCGUCGCAGCUUCAGAUGCUGCUCUCGCAAAACCCAAGCCAAGUGCCCAGCAGGCCGGUUUCAUCGCGGCAGAGACGGCGGAGUGGAAGUUCUCCUGUUUCUCGACAGGACCUGCGAGGGUUUGGUCUUCAGUUUCAGUGA
Messenger RNA from Ophidiomyces ophidiicola, 4236 nucleotides. RefSeq lists its product as uncharacterized. The transcript is spliced from 5 exons. The record is from RefSeq and is a predicted model, not a curated record. Gene Ontology annotation, molecular function: ADP binding. Lineage: Eukaryota; Fungi; Ascomycota; Eurotiomycetes; Onygenales; Onygenaceae. Bases 1 to 4236 code for a protein of 1411 amino acids.